Messenger RNA from Trichoderma reesei QM6a, 2001 nucleotides. Its product is annotated as fungal specific transcription factor domain-containing protein. Gene Ontology annotation, biological process: DNA-templated transcription; regulation of DNA-templated transcription. Gene Ontology annotation, cellular component: nucleus. The coding region runs from base 1 to 2001 and encodes 666 amino acids. The transcript has 4 exons. Gene Ontology annotation, molecular function: zinc ion binding; DNA binding; DNA-binding transcription factor activity, RNA polymerase II-specific. Lineage: Eukaryota; Fungi; Ascomycota; Sordariomycetes; Hypocreales; Hypocreaceae. The record is from RefSeq and is a predicted model, not a curated record.
AUGGACACUUCAAUCUCGCUCCUCGGCAGCGCCCCGAAGCGCAAAAACGGCCGCCCGCAGGCCUGCGAGCCCUGCCGCCGACGCAAAGUCGCCUGCGACCAUCGGACGCCGAUAUGCUCGCGCUGUCGCCGCGGCGGCAUCCCGGACAAACUGCAGCCACAGACACAGACACAGACACACGGCCCCGAGUGCAACAUUGGCUAUCUCGGCGCGACGAGCUUCUCGGCCUUUUACGAGGAGGCGCAAAAGAGUCUCCCUGCAGCGGCGGCGGCGGACAAGCGCGAGUCUGACCCGGACGCCAUGCUGCCGCCGAGAGGCCUCGAGGUUCAGGUUGCUUUCCCGCUCAUGGGCGAGGUUGCGCUGAGCGUGCUGCGCCAGAUCCCCGACAGGGCGUCGUCCAAGCUGCUAGCCAGGCUCUACUCGAGCUUCUACGGCGGCUGGAACUGGCUGUCGGGCCAGCGGCUGAACGAGAGCCUGUGGACGGCGUUUGGGCCGACGGCGCUGGAUCGCGAGCCGCGGGACGAGGAGCAGCUGCGGCGCAUGUCGCUGGCCGUGUGUCGCAACGGCGCCGUCUCCCUCGCCGAGGACCUUGACACGGACGCGCAGGCCUGGUUCGACGGGUACUCGGGGCCGAAUCUGCGCUGGGAGUCCCUGGGCCUGCUCUUCAUCUUCUGGGCCGGCGGCGCGCGGAGGCUGCCUGAACGGUCGGCGAUAUGCGGCGACUGCGCGGUGCUGCAUCGCGCGCACCCGAGCCAGCUUGUUCGCCAGUACAAGGCGGCUGCGUGGAAGUGCAUCGAGCUGUGUCGCGAGGCGGCCAGCAGCAACAUGUUGCUGGCCUUUCUCGUGCUCGGGCACAGCUUGCUCGAGUCCAACAUCUCUGGAGAUGCAGGCAUGCAAUACUGGCGGACGCACGGCGACCUCAUGGCCCUGACCACCUACCUCGGCCUGCACGCCUCGCCCGGCGCAGACCCCAUGGACUGCUCCGUCACCGCCCAGGUCAAGCGCCAGCUCUUUGCCGCCAUCUUCACGCACGACAAGGUCACCGCCACCUUCACGGGCCGGCCGGCGUUCCUCAGCAGGCGCUUCUCGUCGACGCCGCUGCCGCUGGACAUGAGCGACGAGAUGCUCUUCUCGAGCAACAGUCCGUCGGCUGACUACAGAGACUGCCGGGUGGAUGAGAAUGGAUGGAGCAUGGAUGGGAAGCUCUACACGACGACGACGCUGCGCGCGAGGGCCAUGCUGGCGUAUGUGAGGGACGAGAUUCUCGAGAUUGCGCUGCAGAGCAUGGAUUCCGGGGGGAGAUUGGCGCUUCUCAAUCUCAAGAGGCGAGAGAUGCACAUCGUCGCCAGCUUCCCGCCCUGCAUCCUCUACCGGCCCCAAGACGUCAGCAACCCCGACAUCUCGGGCCGCGACCUCUACGCGCGGCUCCUCGUCUGGCUCGAGCACCUGCAGAACCUCUUUUUCAUCGAGCGCCUCCUCAGCAAGCAGCAGCCAGACGGCUCCAGCUCCAGCUCCAGCGACGACGACGACGAUAACGCCGCGCCCUCGCGCCUCUUCGCCAUCAGCCUCGAGAUGGUGACGCUGGCGCACCUCUUCUGGACGCACCAGAACCGCCUCAAGACGGUCGAGGACUGCGUCGAAUGGACCACGACGUGCUUUGCCGCGCCCGCGGGAGGCGUCCUGUGCAUGGAGCUGCUCCGCGGGACGGCCACGCACGAGGGCUUGAGUCCCGCGGCGACAAAGGCCCUCGUCGUCGAGAAGCUGGGGAUGCUGGCGGCGUUUCUGGACUGGGUUGGGCCGGGCUCGCCGAAUUACGACAUCUGCUACAGGGUGAAGAGGGUGGUGAGGAGGGUGCUGGAGCAGGCGCUCGAGAUGCCGGUGCAGACGAACUUGCUGGAGGGGGGCGGCGGGCAUUGGAGCGUGGAGGAUUGGGGGGCGGAUUUGAAUUCGUUUUUCAGCUUUGACUUGCUGGAUACGUUUGAGUGGCUACGGCCUGAAUAA